CUGUUAGAUGUGCAUAUGAAGAUCCAGACAAAAAGCAAAUCCCAACAGCGACGAACAACAUCAUUGCUGGACGAGUUGGACAAGCACUGGGAAGUGAGCUCAGCAGCAGCAAGGUGUGUCUGUUUCUGACUGCCGUCAUGACUGAAUCCUUUGAAAAAGCAGUAGAGGAGGUGAAGGUGCUUAAACAAAGACCAAACUAUGAUGAAAUUGGUGUACUAUAUGGUUUAUAUAAGCAAGCCACAGUUGGCGAUAUUAACAUAGGGCGUCCAGGGUUUUUUGACAUUGCAGGACGAGGAAAAUGGGAUGCAUGGGAUGCAAAGAAAGGUCUGGGCAAAGAUGAAGCAAUGACCGCCUAUGUUGAGGUGGUGGAGAAGCUGAAGGCAAAAUAUGGAAUCUAGAGUCUGUUUCUCACAAAUGCUGUAGUAUUUUCAGUGUCACAUCUCCAUUUUCUUCUCAAUAAAAGCUACAAAUUGGAGGACACCAUUUACAACUGAUUUUACAUGCUGUUACACUCUCAAUUUAUUACUGUGUAAGACAUACUUGGUUAAAAUGCUAGAGAGCAAUGCAAUUUGGAGUACUUUCUCGUACUCUACAUUGGUUAAAACAAAAAGUUUGAAGAAUAGGUCAGCAUUUUUGGAAAUACACUUAUUUGCUUUUAUGGCGAAAGCAACUUUGUAUAUCUGUACGCUAAUUGUGAAGCGAGAGCCGGCAGACGAUUAGCUUUACUUAGCAUAAAAAGUGGAAGCAGGGGGAAAACAGCUAGCAUGUGAAAAAGGUAAACCAAUCCGCCUACCUUUUGACACAGCCAGGCUAGCUGUUUUCCCCUGCCUCCACGCUAUAUGCUAAGCUAAGCUAAUCGUCUGCUGGCUCUAGCUUCAUAAUUAGCGUACAGACAUAAGAGUGGUAUCGAUCUUGUCUUCUAACUCUCGUCAAGAAAGCGAAUAAAUGUGUUUCCUAAAAUGUCAAACUAUUCCUUUUAAGUGCAAAUACAAUGUACAUUUUUAUAUAAAAGCAAUUUAAACACAGAGCAUCUGUAUACAAGACUGGCUAUCAAAAAUAAAGACUUGUUCUUUGGGCCUCAAA
This is a messenger RNA of Siniperca chuatsi (mandarin fish), 1083 nucleotides long. RefSeq names its product acyl-CoA-binding protein-like. Lineage: Eukaryota; Metazoa; Chordata; Actinopteri; Centrarchiformes; Sinipercidae. The coding region runs from base 138 to 398 and encodes 86 amino acids. Gene Ontology annotation, biological process: fatty acid metabolic process. The record is from RefSeq and is a predicted model, not a curated record. The transcript has 5 exons. Gene Ontology annotation, molecular function: fatty-acyl-CoA binding.